AUGGCUUUUAAGUUCAUCUGCUUUGCAAGUGUUUUGGCUUUUGCCAGCGCUAUAGAGCCAACAGCACAAUACCACAAGGGAGCCUACGGCGUAGUACCUACUGUGUACAAAACCCACGUCGUCGAAGCUGAAGCGCCCGCACAAUACGAAUUCCAAUACUCCGUAAACGAUCAACACACCGGUGAUGUCAAAGAACAAAAGGAAAGCCGCAAUGGAGAUUCAGUCCGUGGACACUAUUCCCUCAUCGAUGCCGAUGGUCACAAAAGAACAGUAGAAUACAGCGUCGAUGGAGACAGUGGAUUCGUAGCUGUAGUACACAGAGAACCAGUACAUGGAUACGCCCCAGCUAAAGUUGUAACCAAAGUAGCUGCUGCUCCAGUAUACCAGGCCUACCAAGCUGCACCAACUCACGUUUAUCAACAACAAUACGAAGCACCAAAAGCUGCCCCAGUUGCUUACCAAACCUACUCCGCCCCUGCUGUUGCUAAAGUAGCUGCCCCAGUUGCCUACCAAACUUACACCGCCCCAGCUGUUGCCAAAGUAGCUGCCCCAGUUGCCUACCAAACUUACACCGCCCCAGCUGUUGCCAAAGUAGCUGCCCCAGUUGCCUACCAAACUUACACCGCUCCAGCUGUUGCCAAAGUAGCUGAACCAGUAGCCUACCAAACUUACACCGCCCCAGCUGUUGCCAAAGUUGCCACUCCAGUAGUGUACUCUCAAGCUCCAGUACACCAACAUGGAUACGCCACCCACACUGCUCCUUUGAGUGCAUUCAAGACCGUAGCUGCACCAGCCCCUGUUGUUAAAGUUGCUGCUGCCCCAGCUCCAGUUUACCAACAAGUUCACGCCGCUUCGGUUGCUAAAGUAACUUACCAACCAGUUGCUAAAGUAGCUGUCCCAGCCGAAGGACACUCAUACGUUACAUACUCAGGACCCAACUCAAGUUACCAAUACUAG
Messenger RNA from Ctenocephalides felis (cat flea), 957 nucleotides. RefSeq names its product cuticle protein-like. The coding region runs from base 1 to 957 and encodes 318 amino acids. Gene Ontology annotation, cellular component: extracellular matrix. The transcript is spliced from 2 exons. NCBI's taxonomy places the organism in Eukaryota, Metazoa, Arthropoda, Insecta, Siphonaptera, Pulicidae. The record is from RefSeq and is a predicted model, not a curated record.